Molecule: messenger RNA, 1181 nt
Organism: Sorex fumeus (smoky shrew)
Lineage: Eukaryota; Metazoa; Chordata; Mammalia; Eulipotyphla; Soricidae
Gene: SPRY2
Product: sprouty RTK signaling antagonist 2
Exons: 2
Coding region: 193-1125 (310 amino acids)
Biological process (GO): negative regulation of MAP kinase activity; animal organ development; negative regulation of fibroblast growth factor receptor signaling pathway
Cellular component (GO): membrane; cytosol
Source: RefSeq, a predicted model, not a curated record
CGCUCGGAAGUUGGACUGGAGCGGCGUCGGGAGCGGAACGGGGGGAAAGUUUGCAAUCGGGGCUGGAUUUACUGGCGCGGCGCAGGAAGCAGCCCCCGGGAGAGAGCGAGCGCGAGGGGUUGCUGCAGAGCCGCGAGCACGGAAUUCAGAUGUGUGCUAAGCCUGCUGGAGUGACCAUACUUCCAAGACCCGAUGGAGGCCAGAGCUCAGAGUGGCAGCGGGUCACAGCCCUUGCUGCAGGCGCCCCGUGACGGAGGCCGGCAGCGCGGCGAGCCCGAGCCCAGAGAUGCCCUCAGCCAGCAGGUACACGUCCUGUCUCUGGAUCAGAUCCGAGCCAUCCGGAACACCAAUGAGUACACGGAGGGGCCUACGGUGGUGCCCAGACCCGGGCUCAAGCCGGCCCCUCGCCCCUCCACGCAGCACAAGCACGAGAGACUCCACGGGCUGCCCGAGCAUCGCCAGCCCCCCAGGCUGCCCUCCUCCGCCCGAGCCCCCCUGGCCAGGUCCAUCAGCACGGUCAGCUCGGGCUCCCGGAGCAGCACACGGACCAGUACCAGCAGCAGCUCCUCAGAACAGAGACUGUUAGGGUCCUCAUUCUCUGCCGUGCCUGCGGCCGAUGGAAUAAUCCGGGUGCAGCCCAAAUCCGAGCUCAAACCGGGUGAACUGAAGCCGCUGAGCAAAGAAGAUCUGGGCCUGCACGCCUACAGGUGCGAGGACUGCGGCAAGUGCAAGUGUAAGGAGUGCACCUACCCCAGGCCUCUGCCCUCGGACUGGAUCUGCGAUAAGCAGUGCCUUUGCUCAGCCCAGAACGUGAUUGACUAUGGGACUUGCGUGUGCUGUGUGAAAGGUCUCUUCUAUCACUGUUCUAAUGAUGAUGAGGACAACUGUGCUGACAACCCGUGCUCUUGCAGCCAGUCUCACUGGUGUACGCGUUGGUCGGCCAUGGGCGUCAUGUCCCUCUUUUUGCCUUGUUUAUGGUGUUACCUUCCAGCCAAGGGUUGCCUUAAAUUGUGCCAGGGGUGUUAUGAUCGCGUUAACAGGCCUGGAUGCCGCUGUAAAAAUUCAAACACAGUUUGCUGCAAAGUUCCCACUGUCCCACCCAGGAACUUUGAAAAACCAACAUAGCAUCAUUAUUAAUCAGGAAUAUUACAGUAAUAAGGAUCGUUCCUCUUUUUUUUUUU